This is a messenger RNA of Verticillium nonalfalfae, 1002 nucleotides long. RefSeq lists its product as uncharacterized. The transcript is spliced from 3 exons. Lineage: Eukaryota; Fungi; Ascomycota; Sordariomycetes; Glomerellales; Plectosphaerellaceae. The coding region runs from base 1 to 1002 and encodes 333 amino acids. The record is from RefSeq and is a predicted model, not a curated record. Gene Ontology annotation, biological process: intracellular protein transport; vesicle fusion; exocytosis. Gene Ontology annotation, molecular function: SNAP receptor activity; SNARE binding. Gene Ontology annotation, cellular component: SNARE complex; endomembrane system; plasma membrane.
AUGUCGUACGGACAGUACAGCCAGAACCCCUAUGCCCAGGGUCCCGCGGCCGAGGGCGGGUACGACCACAACCAGAACCAGAGCCAGCAGCAGUAUGGCGGCGGCCAGUAUGAGAUGCAGCCCUAUGGCCAACAGCCACAACAGAACCAGGACCAGAGCAACCCAUACCAGCAGCAGCAGCAGCAACAGUCAUCCGCACCCACCACCAUCAGCCAGCAAGACUUUCUCGGUCGCGUACAAAAUCUGCGCAACGAAAUCCGGACCUUGACGGCUGACAUUGAGCACAUUGCUCAACUGCACCAACGCGCGCUCUCUUCCGCCGAUUCCGUCGCCUCCGACCAGUUGAACAAUGCCGUUGCCCAGACCCAACUGCGCAACACGCAGAUCACCGAGGAGAUCAAGUUCCUCGAGCGCGAUGCCGCCCGCACCCAAGACGCCUCCCGCGCCUCCAAGCAAGCCCAGCUGAACUCGGUCAAGAACACUUUCAAGGACGAGCUGCACCGUUACAUGCAAGUGGAGAGCGAAUACCAGAAGCGCUACAAGGAACAGAUUGCCCGUCAAUACCGAAUCGUCAACCCGGAUGCCACGGAAGAGGAGGUCCACGAGGCCACCGAGGUUGACUGGGGCAAUGAGGGUGUCUUCCAGACGGCGCUGAAGAACAACCGCCUGGGCCAGGCCAACUCGGUCCUCGGCAACGUCCGCGCCCGUCACAGCGAGCUUCAGCGCAUCGAGCGCACGCUCGCCGAGGUUGCCCAGCUAUUCCAGGAGAUGGCCGUCCUCGUCGAGCAGCAGGAAGCCGUCGUCGACGCCGCCGAGCAGAACGCUGUCAACACGGUCGAGAACAUCCAAAAGGGCAACGAGCAGGUCGAGGUUGCCAACAAGCACGCCCGCAACCGUCGCAAGCUCAAGUGGUGGUGCCUCCUCGUCGUUGUGCUCAUCAUCAUCAUUGUCGCACUUGGCGUCGGUCUCGGCGUCGGUCUUGUCAAGAACUCCACCAGCUAA